Leptomonas pyrrhocoris is the source of this 849-nucleotide messenger RNA. RefSeq names its product 40S ribosomal protein S19-like protein. Bases 33 to 515 code for a protein of 160 amino acids. Gene Ontology annotation, molecular function: structural constituent of ribosome; RNA binding. Gene Ontology annotation, cellular component: ribosome; cytosolic small ribosomal subunit. The record is from RefSeq and is a predicted model, not a curated record. The transcript has a single exon. NCBI's taxonomy places the organism in Eukaryota, Euglenozoa, Kinetoplastea, Trypanosomatida, Trypanosomatidae. Gene Ontology annotation, biological process: translation; ribosomal small subunit assembly.
AGAUUGGUGUUUUGUUUUUUUCAUCUUGCAUCAUGGUUGCUCCGAAGAACAAGAUCCGCCGCAUCGGCAAGAAGAAGGGCGCGACGCUGAAGGACGUCAGCGCGUGGCGCUGGAUCAAGACGGCCGCCCGCCACUUCAAGCAGGAGGGCAAGAUCUUCGUGCCGAACUGCACGGAGAUCAUGAAGAGCUCCCACGGCCGCGAGCGUGCCCCGCAGAACCCGGACUGGUACUACAUCCGCUGCGCCGCCGUGCUGCGCGCCAUCUACCUGCGCCCCGGCGUGGGCUACGGCGGCCUCAGCAAGCGCUUCGGUAACAAGAAGAACUACGGCAGCCGCCCGGAGCACGCCGUGACCUCCUCGAAGGGUCCCCUUCACUGGGCCUGCAAGUCGCUGACGAAGCUCGGCCUUGUGGAGCCCGGUGCGCAGUCCGGCCAGCGCCUGACCCGCAAGGGCCACAAGUUCGCCGACUCCCUCGCCUUCCAGGUGCAGAUCCGCAAGUUCGGCGCCAGCAAGUAAGAAACGAAUAGCCGUGUGUGAGGUGACCAUGCCUUCCUUUGACUCCCUGAGCUGAGGCGCAGUGAACUGCACUGGUGCACGCUCGUCUGUCGCAGUGAUGCGCUCGGAAACCAAAAAAGGUGCCGAGCCUUCAAGAGAGGGAAGUCAAGGAGGAGCGACGAGGGAGAGAGGCAGCAGGGGUGGGCGGUAGAAGUGGCCUCCCCUCUCCGCGUCCUCUUCACCCUUUCUACCCCUCUGUCCCCUUCCUUCUGCAUGUGCGAAGCACCACACAAUACGGAUGCCACCCUAUUCUCUUUUGUUUUUCGUUUGUUGGUUUCACUCAUUUCAACCUGCC